CGUUGUCGGUGCCCCUCCCUUCUGUGGCAGCAAGAGCCCCGCAGAGCCCGGGGGAGUCCCCGGUGCCCGCUGACCCCUGGUCACCCGCAGGCGUGCCCCAUGAACAGCCACGUGCCCGGCCGCAGCGGGCGCUCCGUGCAGGAAAUCUGGGAGGAUUUCUCCCUCAGCUUCACCCCCGCUGUCCGCGAGGUCGUUGAGUUCGCCAAGCACAUUCCCGGCUUCCAGGCGCUCUCCCAGCACGACCAGGUCACCCUGCUCAAGGCUGGCACCUUUGAGGUGCUGAUGGUUCGCUUCGCGUCGCUGUUCGACGUGAAGGAGCAGACAGUGACGUUCAUGAGCCGCACGCGGUAUGGGCUGGAGGAGCUGUGGGCCAUGGGCAUGGGCGACCUCCUCGGGGCCAUGUUCGACUUCAGCGAGAAGCUCAGCGCCCUUGAGCUCAGUGAUGAGGAGCUGGGGCUCUUCACCGCCGUUGUCCUUGUCUCGGCAGGUGGGCACGGGAGGGUUUGAGGAGUUUUGAGGGGAAUUGAGGAGUUUGGGGCUGAGGUCAGAAGAGGAAAAGGAUCGAGGGGUUUGGGACUGGGAUCAGGGGAUUAGUGGGGAGUUUGGGGCACUCAGG
Messenger RNA from Cyanistes caeruleus (blue tit), 616 nucleotides. Lineage: Eukaryota; Metazoa; Chordata; Aves; Passeriformes; Paridae. The record is from RefSeq and is a predicted model, not a curated record.